AACCUCUGCAGUAAGAGAGAGAGGGAGAGGGAAAGGGGGAGUGAGUGAGAGAGAGACAGAGAGGAGAGCAGAGCGGGAGAUAGAGAGAUACCAGGAGUGUGAUGUUCGCACUCCUAUCAAGAGCAGAGAGGCAGAGUUGGUGAAAUCAGGACUUGUCUUUACAGCCACGGUCCGUACGAAGAGAAAAGAAGACAACAAAAUGAAAAAUCUGACAAGCAUCCCUGGCAGGAAUAAUCUCUGUGGAUUUGUUUUUCUCUGUUCAGGACUGAGGAAAGUGAUGGAGAAGAAGGAACACAUGUAAAAUGUUUGACUGCUGUAUGCUCAUCAGUAUUCAAACGUAAUUCUUGGAUUACGGAUGGAAGCAUCAAGCAGCAGUUUGCAUCAGUCGACCUGAAUUGUUGAAGAGCUGCCAGGAGAGAGAGAGAGGACAGCAUGGCUCUGGAACAUCUGUGUUUACCCUGCAUGGUCACAUUGUGAGGACGGUGCAGGAUUGGAAGACAGACGCAUGAUGCCUUGUGCAGUGGCUCACGUCCAAUCGCCAACCGGGAUCUUUGUGAUAAUCAACAUCUCUGGUGAUGUCACUUCCACAAGCUUCUAAUGAAGAUGACCUACGAGUAACGUGCGUGUCGACCCCCCCGCUGCUGAUCACGUGUCGUGAUGACUGCGCUCUACUAAUUUGCACCGCUGACUGAGGGGUCAGCAUGUUGAAGGGGUUAAACUGGAAACCUGAGCUGGGUUUACAAGUCAGUGGCAGAUGGAGUCAGGCCGACAGAGACUAAUGAGAAACAUAGAGAGGGAAGGCCUGUUUGAUUACACAUCCCACGGGAGACACGUGCCUGGACAUUUCCUGGACGCAGUGACCUCUCCUGGACAAAUUCUGGACAAUACCGUGGUGCACAAUGAGGAAUGGACACAGCCAGCUGACAAAAUCUUCCUGUUGGAUUAAAAGCUGAUGGAUAUUGUUUUUGUUUAAUAUUUGUAACCCUGACUGACUGCUCGUGAGGAUAUGGACUGGAACAUGCACAGUAUAUUCUGGCCCAUAGCAAAGGAAAGACUCUGUAUCACACUGUGGUGUUGGUUGGCUGUAUCUUGCCUGCCUGGGAAUAUCAUGAGAUUAUAAGCAGGAAGUUGUUCCAACAUCUUAUCCCGUUUCCGCUUAUCUGUCAGUGCCGUCACCAUUACCAAAGCAAACACACCUGCCUGAGAGAAGAACACAGAAAAGGUCUGCAGAGGGCAUUAGCCUUUAGUCCAUCUCCUCCAGAGACUGCAGGUGGCUCAUUCCCAAGCAUUCUUGCAAUGACAAUGAGAAAAAAAAUAAAAACCCGGAAGCCUGUAGUUAAUCUUUGGGGAGACAGACAGGUGUUGUUCUGGCUGUCAGUCUUACUGGGACAAACAAGCAGUGAACAGAAAACCCUCGUUGGAGGCUCUGUGUGAACGUAAACUUUUCCUUUGGCUAAGUUUGGAUGUGAUGCUCGUCUCUGUGGAUCUAACAUGGACUCUGUGGCCUGAUUUCACAGCCCUGGUAUUCAGAUAGUGCUGCAGGGAAGGGAUAAUGCAUAUCCUUCCCGGUCUGGAAGAAGAAGCCACCAUGAGCAACGUUACAGUCACCGACAACACUGAACCCAUCAGCCGCACCAUGAGUCCGGCGACCCCCAGCCUUUAUCCCUAUCCCGUCAGCUUCCAGGUCUCCCUGACUGGCUUCCUCAUGCUGGAAAUCAUCCUCGGCCUGAGCUCGAACCUCACUGUACUCGCCCUCUACUGUAUGAAGUCUAACCUCAUUAGCUCUGUCAGUAACAUUGUCACUGUGAACCUCCACGUGUUGGAUGUGCUGGUAUGCGUGUGUUGCAUCCCCCUCACGAUUGUGGUGGUGCUGCUCUCUUUGGAGGGAGACACUGCCCUCGUUUGCUGCUUCCAUGAAGCCUGCGUUUCCUUUGCUAGUGUUGCUACUGCUGCUAAUGUGCUUGCCAUCACGCUUGAUCGUUACGACAUCUCAGUCAAACCGGCCAACCGGGUGCUGACCAUGGGCCGUGCCCUAGCCCUCCUGGCUGCCAUUUGGGUGGUGUCUUUUGUUAGUUUCCUUGUGCCAUUUAUCGAGGUGGGUUUCUUUUCCCAGGGUAACUCUGAACUAAACCAGACAGUGGUGGAGACUGUGGUCCAUACAAACCAAUAUUACACAGAACUUGGCCUCUAUUACCACUUACUAGCUCAGAUACCAAUUUUUUUCUUUACUGCAAUUGUUAUGCUCAUCACCUACUCAAAGAUCCUCCAGGCUCUCAACAUUCGCAUUGGCACUCGUUUUCAUGGUUCACAAAAGAAGAAAGCUCGCAGAAAAAAGCGCCCAUCGAUGACUGCCAUGACAACACAGCAAGAAGUUACAGAUGCAUCCCAGAGCAGCGGAAGCCGUAACCCUACUCUAGGAAUGCGCACCUCUGUUUCUGUCAUUAUUGCCUUGCGCAGGGCUGUUAAACGCCACCGCGAAAGGCGGGAACGCCAAAAGAGUUUCAGGAUGUCCCUCUUAAUUGUGUCUACCUUCCUUCUUUGCUGGACACCCAUCACUGUACUCAACACUGUUAUCCUGACCUUAGGCCCCAGUGACCUGAUGGUCAAGCUGAGACUGGGCUUCCUGGUCAUGGCUUAUGGGACCACUAUCUUUCACCCACUACUGUAUGCUUUCACUAGGCAGAAGUUCCAAAAGGUCUUGAAAAGCAAGAUGAAGAAGAGAGUGGUGUCAAUCAUUGAGGCAGAUCCUACACCCAAUAACGCUAUUAUACACAACUCCUGGAUUGACCCCAAAAGGAACAAAAAGGUGACUUUUGACGAGAAAGACACCAGGCAGAAAUGUCUCUCUUCUGAAGAUGUGGAGUGAAAGAACUUGCAUCUUAGUGAAUAAAAGCAGCUAAAACCUAUAUCAGGUCAUGGUGAAAAAGGGAAAAUUUUAAUCCAAAGCAGUGAUGCAAAUAAUGUGCAAUAGAAUGUACAAAAUAUGGUGGAUAAUUUAUUACUAUUUAUUGAGAAGAAAAGUCGAUUUCAUAGAUAUAACAUAUACUGUAUUGUAGAUAGUGCAUGGCUUUUUGUUAAAACACAGUACAUUGUGUAUACAAAACAUGUACAGUUUAGGAAAAACAACACAACUAUCUAUCCAUCUGUAUAGAUCUUAUAUAGAUCUACAAAUGUAUAGUGAGAGAAAGUAGGAAUGUUAAGUAUAUUUAUAAUGCAGCAAAAGGCUUCCUAUUCCCCCCUCCCUCAAGUAAAAUGUUUGUGAAUCUGUAACAGCUGUGAGAUUGCUCCCAUUUAUCACCCUGCCACUUGUUCCAAUGCCAGAACCUGCAAUUCCCAGUGACUGCUGACCUUAUUGCACAGCAGCCCUCUGAGGGAAGGUUUACAGUCUGCAAUAAGACAGUCAGUGUAUAAGGAUGUCAUAAAGACAGAUUAAAAGUAGAUGCAUAGAAAAUGAAAGACAGACCAACAUGAUGUAUAUAUAGUGUUACUGUAGCUCAGAUGUUUUAACAUUACUGGCAACAAUCACUGCAUUUAGGGAUAAGGAACUGUUGUAUUCCACAAUUGUACACUGUCAUGUAGUUUGACAUAAUCCAGAUGUAAUCGGAAACAAGUCUGUUUUACUUUAACGGCCAGUUCUUUGAGCCAAAUGGAAACUCUACAGUUGCCUUAUUUUGGUACGAUAAAUUCAAUGCAGCGCCAUUGGUGGGACAGGAACUGAGACAGACGAGCACAUAUGAAACAGGAACAACAGGAACAAAUAUUGUUUUAAUUCUCACAAA
Thalassophryne amazonica is the source of this 3779-nucleotide messenger RNA. RefSeq names its product G-protein coupled receptor 22-like. Lineage: Eukaryota; Metazoa; Chordata; Actinopteri; Batrachoidiformes; Batrachoididae. The record is from RefSeq and is a predicted model, not a curated record. Gene Ontology annotation, molecular function: peptide binding; G protein-coupled receptor activity. Gene Ontology annotation, biological process: G protein-coupled receptor signaling pathway. Gene Ontology annotation, cellular component: membrane.